AUGACGGCUGAACCAGUAGACCCGCUCACCCUCUUGCCUUCUGAGACUAUCCUCCAGAUUCUCGAGUUUGCACCGUCUGCUGCUUUGGUGGCGCUCACCCGCGUUUCCAAAGCCUGGCAUGAGUUCAUCAACGCAACACACCAGCAUGCAAUCUACUCGUCCGACUUCAGGAACCCGCACCCGCCUGGGGCCCUGGAAUCCUCUUUUUUAGCCAAUCAUUCCAGCUUUUCGAGGUACUUCGAGGACGCCCGAAAUUGGGCUAAGGCUAAGUCUAAGACGGCUCAGUCCACCAUCCAAGUCGGCAACGACCCUGUAUGGCGUUUCACGGCCGACUUCAAGCGCCGUUUCUUGCUCUCCACCUCGCAUAAUGAUGGAUUCAAUGUGACCGACAUGGAAACUGGUGUCAUUAUCUGGAGACUCUUAUGUGACGAGGUGCGACCAUAUGCACACCUCAAAUAUCAGGACGGCACGGCCGUGUGGGAUCGCGAAGAUGACUCUCGAGGUCAGGGCUUUGUCUACGGUAUGACCAAGAACCCGCCGUUGCUAAGCACUCAGAUCGACAUUUCCAAGGGUGCCACGGGCCAUUUGGACCAGGAUCAGGACAUCGUCAUGUACUCGAUGGGUGAGUGCGGCUAUCAUGUGUAUGGCAAGCAGUCCGGUACCUUUUUGGGCAACGCCAACAUCACACGGUGUACUAAUUACUGGCAUAUCAAAAAUAAUGCGCAUGCGCCAGACGAUAUUGAUCACGAGAGUCAGGACUCGUUCAGUAACGACUUCCCAGUCACAUCAACACGCAAGAACGGCCGUCGACGCCAAUCCAGGCCGAACCUGGCCCGUUUGCCCGGGCGGCCGACUUGCCCGGAAUCUCUCUCCAGGAUGACGAAUGGGGUUCUGGCAUGGUUUCUGGCGACCUCGUUGUGGGCAUCCCGAAAGGCGGUAGAGUGCUGGUUUGUCCUCGUUGGCAACAGUCUCUUAAGGGACCGUGGAGACCUCGUUAGCGAGGUCUCCAUCCUGAUUGAGUGUGAAUUCAACGUUGCUGGCUUCGAUCUGGGCGGUCGGCUAUCGGUCAAGGCAAAUCGAAUCAUGUUUGAGGUUGAUGGACGCAUCUAUAUUGUCGCCCUGGACUAUAAGGGUCGUCCAAGCGGGUCAUCCUAUUCCAUAUCGACCGCUUCCACUGAUCUCGAACACGCUGGAGUGCCAGUCAGCUUCAUGGCUCUCUAUGAUUGCAUCAUGUCAACUUAUACUUUACGACAUGAGGCGCUCAGGAUUAUGAGUCUCUGGGUCUGGGAUUCAUACCAGCGAGGAUGAAGUUGGAUUGUCAGCACACACUGGAAGAUGCACAUAACUUUAUGUAUGCUCUAAUGUUUUCCUUUGCAUAACUGUUAUAAGUUACCUGUCGUAUAAUUAUAUAAAUUUGAAAGUGAC
Messenger RNA from Pseudomassariella vexata, 1425 nucleotides. RefSeq lists its product as uncharacterized. Gene Ontology annotation, molecular function: protein binding. The coding region runs from base 1 to 1308 and encodes 435 amino acids. The transcript has 5 exons. The record is from RefSeq and is a predicted model, not a curated record. Lineage: Eukaryota; Fungi; Ascomycota; Sordariomycetes; Amphisphaeriales; Pseudomassariaceae.